AUGGCAUGCCACAGAGCACUCCCUAACCUGGAAAGCCUCAAACAAUCUCUGGUCCGAGCAGUUGAGCGCUUUCCUCAAGAAGUGCUGCAUCGUGCUGAUGGAGAACGAGACGGAGUCCAACUUCGCCAACCUGUCCUUCCCGGAGCUGAGCGAGGUGAGCUCCUACGUGAUCUUCUACCGCGUGCACGGCCUCACUUCCAUCGGACGGCUCUUCCCCAACCUGGCCAUCAUCGGCGGGGACGUCCUCUCUCUGGAUUACGCCCUCAUCAUCACCCAGAUGCCGCACCUGAAGGAGAUCGACCUGUCUGA
Molecule: messenger RNA, 309 nt
Organism: Nezara viridula (southern green stink bug)
Lineage: Eukaryota; Metazoa; Arthropoda; Insecta; Hemiptera; Pentatomidae
Source: the annotation of a GenBank genome assembly